UCACUCGAGUCGGCUCGAAGGAGCACGGACUCAGGAGUCAGGAGCAGCGGAAAGUCGCCGUGCGGCACUACCGUCGUGGAGGGUUGUGGAAGGUAUGAUCCGAGUAUUUAUGUAACUUCACUUUGAUGAGGCGGAAGACGGCUGGCUGCUGUCAACGAACCGGGACGACGGACAAGGCCUCGCGAGGUAAAGGACAAGGGUAGCGACGUGUCGGCGCGGCGGCGGAGAGAGCGAAAUCGGCGAAUCGCUUGUUUUGCAGACGUGCGAAGUUGCGGGCUUCUUCGCGGGCCGCCGCGUUAGGAUCCCGAGGAUGGGCUCCGGCCAGAGCGCCCGCAAGCUCACCAUCUCGAACGAGGAGGAGGUCGGGGUGAUCAAGGUCUCGAACGCGAUCGUCCAGCGUCUUGCUCAGAGCGAGAGAGCGAGGGCCCGCGAGCCACCGUCGGACGCCCGGAGACCCGGUACCCCCCAGCACUCGGCGUCACCCAGUGCCACGGCCGUCGCGCCCCAGCCGAGCGAAGCGGCGCCCGGGCAGCCGGUAUAUUAUUAUCCGGAGUUGACGGUGUCCGCUCUACGAAUGCAGCAGCAAAUGGAGGAGGAGCUGAAACGGCAGGAUCAGUACUGGCAGAAACGCCUGCAGAAACUGGAGCACGGUUACCAAAAGGUCAAUCGUGUCCUGGAGGACGAGUACAAGAAGGCAGCUGUCGAGACCGCCGUUGCUAAUCCCGGACAGAAAAUUGCCGAUAUUCAGAAUACAGUGCAACCGUGUUUGGAGAACAGUAAUAAAGUCCUGAAGUGUUUCCAGGACCAUCCCAAGGAGACUCUCAACUGUUCGAACUUGGUGGAAGAGUUUUCCAAUUGUGUCUGGAACGUGCACUACACACGCAUGAUCGAAACGCGCUCGUAAUACAUUCUACUUGCGCGUCUCGUAGAUCACGGCAUCUUCGAAGGGCAUUUAGUUGAUAAAUAAUAAAUUAUACAUCAAAGUGUAAUGCCUAAAAUGCUUAUCUCAGCGGAAUUGUCGCUGACGGAAAGUAGUGUACAGCGAACAGUACAAGAGGAAAAAUGUAAAAAAUAAAUGAAUAUAUAUAUAUAUAUAUACAUAUAUAUAGUGAUUUAUAAUAAAAUUAUUGUUACAUUCACGAGAUGAAUAUUGUUAAGUCCAAACAGAGUAUGUUUCUUUUAUCCGAAUGUAAGCAGCGAUAGAAUUUUAUGAUGCUGUGACAUAAAAUUUAUUAACUGAAA
Molecule: messenger RNA, 1242 nt
Organism: Vollenhovia emeryi
Lineage: Eukaryota; Metazoa; Arthropoda; Insecta; Hymenoptera; Formicidae
Gene: Chchd3
Product: MICOS complex subunit Mic25
Exons: 2
Coding region: 311-904 (197 amino acids)
Biological process (GO): inner mitochondrial membrane organization
Cellular component (GO): MICOS complex
Source: RefSeq, a predicted model, not a curated record